Messenger RNA from Mercenaria mercenaria, 2631 nucleotides. RefSeq lists its product as uncharacterized. The record is from RefSeq and is a predicted model, not a curated record. Gene Ontology annotation, biological process: protein homooligomerization. Gene Ontology annotation, molecular function: protein binding. The coding region runs from base 1 to 2040 and encodes 679 amino acids. Lineage: Eukaryota; Metazoa; Mollusca; Bivalvia; Venerida; Veneridae. The transcript has 4 exons.
AUGAACUUGGCUGUUGCAGUAGCAGCAGUAGAAAAAAAACGUGAAAUAGACAGUAGCAACAGUAGCAGUGACAGCAGCAGUAGCAGCAGAAGCAGGAGCAGCAGAAGCAGAAGUAGAUGCAGUAGAAGAAAUAGCAGGAGCAGUAGUACCAAUAGCAGCAGUAGCAAUAGUAGAAGAAGCAGCAGUAGGAUAAGCAGUAGUAGCAGUAGCAGAAGCAGCAGUAGUAGUAGCAGCAGCAGCAACUUAGAGGAUAUAAGUGAGGAAGAGCUAGGCUUUGUAGAUGAAGUAGAAACACAAAUGAGAGACGACAGUCAAACAAUUGCACCUAAGAAGAAAAGAACAAAUAAACAAAGAAUAAUAGAAACGAGUUCUUCUUCAGAGAGCGAUUCUUUGGACUCUUCAUCCGAAGAGAGCAGCUCUUCAAGCUCUUCAACCUUGUCAAGCUUGUCGUCGGUCAGUGUGGCAGUCGCAGAGAAGAGAAAACGAACUUGGACCAAGUUCAGAGGCAAGAGUGGAAGUUCAUCGGACAGCGACAGCGACGAUUCGAUAGUAAAUACAAGGUUGAAAAGGAAAAAGAACACGUCAAAGGUCAAAGAUGAUAAGAAAAAGAAUAGUGUUAUAAAUGAAAAGAAACAGAAAAGUGAAACAAGUGUAGAUAGUAAACAGACAAAGAAAAGACAAAUUGAUGAAAAACAUAGUGAAAAUGAAAACUGUAAAACAAGCAAAAAGAGUAAGCACGACGAAGAGAAGGAGAAUACACAGAAUAGUCUGACUAGUGAAAGUGUUAAUGAAAAGAAGAAGCAAAGUGAAACAAGUGAAAAGAAAAAGAAUGGUGAGACAAGUGAAACCAAUGAAGAAAGUACAAAGGUAAAGAAAAGAGAAAUAAGGGAAAAAGAAAGUGCAAAUAAAAAGUCUGAAACACUCAAAGGGAGAAAGAAUGACGAAGUUAGCGAACUGAAACAGAACAGUCAAACAAAAGAAAAUAGUGGUGGAAAGAAACAUAGUGACAUAAGUGAAAAGGAAAUGAAUGGUGAAGGAAAUGAAAAGAAAAGUCAAACACAAGGAAAAGGUAGUGAACAGAAGAAUAGUGGGAAAAAUAAACAGGGACAGAGAAGUAAAACAAAAGAUACCAAAAGUGACAAGAAAGAAUAUAAUCAGACUUGUGAAAAGCAAACUGAAAAUACCAAGGAAAGAGAAAUUAGUGAGAAACCAAGUGAAAAGAAAAAUGGUGAAUCCAGCGAAGGAGAAAGUGAAAGAAUGAACAUAAAUGAGACUAGAGAAAAGGAAAGUAAUAGUGAAAAAAGUGAAAACAAAUUAGAGGGUCAAACAAAUGAAAAUAAAAAUAGAGAAGUCAGUGAAAAGAAAAAUGGUGAAUCUAGUGAAAAAGAAAGUGAGAAGAGAAAUCAAACCAGUGUAGUAGAAAGUGAAAAGAAAAUUUGUGAAGGAAGUGAAAAGGUGAAUAAUAGUGGAAAAAGUGAAACGAAGGGGAUAAGUGAUAAAGAAUGUAAACACAAAAUGAAUAGUGAAACAAGUAAGGGAGAAAUUGUUCAGAAAAGGCUUAAUGAAGGAGAAACUGAAAAAGAGAAGGUCAUAGAAAAUGAAGGAGCAGUUAAUGAUAUAGAAAUAGAAGAGAAUGAAUCCACGGAUUUUGAAAUGAUACCUUUACUCGAAGAGACGCAGCAAGAAAUGAUUAUUUUAAAUGUUGGAGGGCAGAAGUUUGAAACUUCAAGAUUGACUUUAUCCAAAGAUCCAAACUGUCUACUGGCGAAAAUUGUAGGGAAAAAUUGGAUGACCCCUAGGUACGGAAAUCAGUAUUUUAUAGACCGAGAUCCUGCUCACUUCAGGCUUGUUCUAAACUUUAUUAGAAAUGGUUCUUGCGAUCUACGCACUUUACUACAUGAUCUCAGGUACUUAUAUGAACUGUAUUAUGAAGCGUAUUACUAUCAUCUGCCAGAGUUGGUAGAUGCCGUCAUUGGAAAAAUUGAACAGUGCAGUGUGUUUAGUGCGAGUGUAGUACCUUUAAGUAAGCAAAGACGUUAAAAAUGCAGUUAUUCACAGGAGUGUUAGACUUUUGAAAAGUGCAGUGGAAAUGAAAUAAAUUGUUGGCAUUAUUGACCCUAAAAAGUUGACUAUAUAGUGAGUGUUAUUGAAAUAUUCUGUGCUUUCUUAUGUACUUUUGCGCAUUAUCAUUGUAUAUUAAUUCUUGUAUGUAGUAUUACACUUGAACAGUUUUUCAUUAGAGUGUGAGGAACAUUUUAACUGUAUCAGUAUGAUUGUUUUAAUGUCUACCUACAGUAUCAUUUAGACUCAGAAAUGCAGCUUAAGGUGAUGUGUUACUGAUUAAGAUUCCUAUAUGUUACCUGAUUACCAAUAAUGUUUAAUGUAGGUUCUGCCAUAUGUUUUGGAUUACUUUAACAUGUCACACAUGAUUUGAUUGUUGAACAUUUCUAAAGAUUAAAGUUCUCAUAUACUUCUAUUGUAAUGUUGUAUUGCUAUUUUUGUUCUUUUAAUAUAGUGUACAGUAUUGAACUCAGUUUGACUAUGAAUGAUGUUUAAUGUGUUCAAAUUUAUCUAUUUAAUGUGUUCGAAUUUAUUUAUCUUGAGCUGUGUUUAUUGUUAAAAAAAUAAAUC